UUAACAAGCGCAGUCCAUUUUAUAAGCUACAGUCAAGGAAGGAUGCUUUGUGGGCUGAAAUAGGAAGGGAAUUAAACGCAAGUGGUAAGUUGCUAUGUUAUUUACAACUGUUUAUGUUUUUAAUAAUAAUUAAUUAUUUUUAUAAAGGAGAAAUGUGUCGCCGAAGAUGGCUGACACUUCGCGACCGGUAUGGGCGGGAAGUGCGGAAGGCUAACGCCCCCAGCGGCAGCGGGAUGGAGGUCCAAAGACAGUGGCAUUUGCUGAACGCGAUGAAGUUUAUUCAGCCACACAUUGUACCACGGCCGAUUAGAUUCUCACAAAAUAUUUGUGAAAUUGAACAGAGACAGUUGCCGAUUGCAACUGAAGACAGUGGACUGCAGCCACAUGUCCAUGUGCAGGAGGUGGAAGUGCCAUCACCGCUAUGGCCCAAACCACUAAUAGUAUCCCUGCCGUCGCCAUCUCCACCUGUCGCCGUGGUGCCAUCGCCUCCUGUCGCCGUGCCGCCAUCACCGACUGCUUCCUCAUCCACCUCGCUUCCCUCACCAUCCUGCUCUACGCAGGUGGCUACCCAAAAGGGCAGAAAGCGAGGCCAAUCUGGGCCAACUAACAGCGAGGUUGACAAGAAGAUGAUAGAAGCCAUUGACAUUUUUAAAAAGAGAUGGUCAACGCAAGCCAUCAUGCCGGUCCAACAACAACAACAAUCAACAAGUCCGGCUGUGCAAUCGUUCAGCACUUUAGCCGUGUCCAUUUUAAACAAAAUGGAUGAGGCAAAGCAAGUUAGGGCUAUUGAAAAAAUGUUGGAGGCUGCGUUUGCAGUGCAGAGGGGAGAAUGA
Messenger RNA from Bactrocera dorsalis (oriental fruit fly), 833 nucleotides. RefSeq lists its product as uncharacterized. Gene Ontology annotation, cellular component: transcription regulator complex; nucleus. NCBI's taxonomy places the organism in Eukaryota, Metazoa, Arthropoda, Insecta, Diptera, Tephritidae. The record is from RefSeq and is a predicted model, not a curated record. The transcript is spliced from 2 exons. Gene Ontology annotation, biological process: regulation of transcription by RNA polymerase II. Bases 114 to 833 code for a protein of 239 amino acids.